This is a messenger RNA of Phyllotreta striolata, 978 nucleotides long. NCBI's taxonomy places the organism in Eukaryota, Metazoa, Arthropoda, Insecta, Coleoptera, Chrysomelidae. The record is from the annotation of a GenBank genome assembly.
UCCAGGAUGAAGACCUACCUGUCGAUGUGCUGCGUGCUCGUCGCCGCGGUGAAGUGCUUCCCGGAGCCGGCGGUGACCGGCGGUCCGGGCUACACGCAGCUCACCGCCCAGCAGGUGAAGCACCUGCAGGGCAAAGGGUUCGGGGAGACGCAGCGGAGCUUCCGGCCCACCGAGGCCUACCGGCAGACCGAGGAGGAUUUCUACGAGGACGACGACGACAGUAAUGCUGAUGCCAGUCAGAAUCGAGCUGCGACCUACGUUAAUCAAAACUACCCCGUGCCGAUUCCGGUGAAGGCCACCGUACAGCCCAAUUUGAACUACCCCAUUCCGGUGAGAACCACCGUGGGGAAAGGGUACUCGACGCCGGUGCCGGAGAAAAGACCCCAGAAGCACUAUCUGAGACGCGGAGAAGAAUUACAGGCAAUUAAUAAACUAGAAGAAGAAAAAGAAGAAGAAGAACCGGACAGACUGAGCCUUCUGUUGCCGCAAACGAAAUUCAACUGUAACGGCAAGAACACCGGUUACUACGCCGACGAGGAGCUCGGCUGCGAGGUGUUCCACUACUGCCAGGAGAACGCCCGGCACUCCUGGAUCUGUCCCGAGGGAUUCACCUUCCACCAGGUCCACCUGAUCUGCAUGCCGCCCGGCGGCGACAACAUCUGCGACAAGUCGCACGACUAUCACUUCGUCAACGACUUCCUCUACAAGCCGCUCAACCUCGAGGAGUUCCAGCAGAAGCCCAACGUGACGCUGAGGUACUCGGACCGGUACUAUCCCGAGCAGUACAGGUCGAGGUACGACGAGGACGACGAUACGCCCGUUCACCACCAGCAUUCCGUACGUGUAACUAGUCAACCUCGUCAACAGUACCUCUCGCCUACGACGCUUAGACCCCAGCACGUGUACAGAUCGCCGGAGGAUAUAAAUAUUCCUCUGCAACAGCGGAGACCCAAUCACCAAUAUGUAACUGAUUAUUAG